GCUCCUUCACGAUAAGAACGCAAGCCGAACUCGAAACGCUCCACUCUUCCCUUUCCGCCUCGAACUCCCUUUCUUCGCCGCCGUCUCCGGUUCUCAAUCGACCCCUCGCCGGCGUUCAACAUGGAUAUCGAUUCCUUACCGAUGAGGAAGCAUCACGCCAAGAUCUACCAGGAAUGGUUCUCCCUCGCGGAUUCAGACGGGGAUGGACGCAUCACGGGAAAUGACGCCAUCGCCUUCUUCGCCAUGUCCAAUUUGUCUCGCGCCGAUCUUAAGCAGGUAUGGGCCAUUGCAGACUCUAAACGGCGUGGUUAUCUGGGCUUCAAAGAGUUUGUUUCAGCAAUGCAGCUUGUGGCGUUAGCACAAGCAGGCAGUGAGAUUAACCAAAAUACACUUUCUAAUGCGGAUUUGGACAAAUUGAAUCCUCCACUUAUGGAAGGCCUAGAAAAUUUACUUUGUAGAAAUAAGGCUUCAUCAGUGAAAAAUGAACCUGAACCUGAGCCAUCGGUGAAUAUUCAGACACAAAAACCAACAUUACAGUGGUUCGGCUCUAAAUCAGCAAAAACGUUACCAUUGAGCUCAGUUACUUCCAUUGUUGAUGGAUUGAAGAGGCUAUACCUCGAAAAGCUGAAACCUCUUGAAGUUACCUAUCGUUUCAAUGAUUUUGCCUGCCCUUUGUUGACAAACAGUGAUUUUGAUGCUAAGCCCAUGAUCAUGCUCCUGGGCCAAUAUUCCACUGGAAAAACAACAUUCAUUAAACAUUUACUGAAGUCAAGUUAUCCAGGUGCUCAUAUCGGUCCAGAACCAACCACUGACCGUUUUGUUGUGAUAAUGUCCGGACCCGAUGAAAGGACUGUUCCUGGGAAUACUAUUGCUGUACAAGCGGAUAUGCCUUUCAAUGGUCUUACAACGUUUGGAUCUGCAUUUUUAUCAAAGUUUGAGUGCUCACAAAUGCCAAAUUCGCUGCUGGAACACUUAGCGUUUGUCGAUACUCCUGGCGUACUUUCUGGAGAAAAACAACGAACUCAACGCAGUUAUGACUUCACCGGUGUUACUUCAUGGUUCGCAUCGAAAUGUGAUCUUAUUCUUCUUUUGUUCGAUCCACAUAAGCUCGACAUCAGUGAUGAGUUCAAACGUGUUAUUGCCUCUCUUCGUGGCCAUGACGACAAAAUACGUGUGGUCCUGAAUAAAGCGGAUCAAGUUGACACUCAACAGCUUAUGAGAGUUUAUGGUGCAUUGAUGUGGUCACUCGGAAAAGUUCUAAAUACUCCUGAAGUAAUGCGUGUAUACAUCGGUUCGUUCAAUGACAAACCCAUAAACGAGGCAGCGGUUGGUCCACUUGGGAAGGAGCUGUUUGAAAAAGAACAGGAUGAUCUCCUUUCUGAUUUGAAAGAUAUUCCUAAGAAGGCUUGUGAUCGCAAGAUCAAUGAAUUCGUUAAGAGAGCUAGAGCAGCAAAAAUUCAUGCUUAUGUCAUUAGUCACCUUAAAAAUGAGAUGCCAGCGAUGCUAGGCAAGGCAAAGGCUCAACAGAAACUCAUUGAUAAUCUUGAGGACCAGUUUGCUAAGGUUCAGAGGGAGUAUCAUCUCCCAGCUGGGGAUUUCCCCGACGUGGAGCACUUUAAAGAAGUUUUGAGCGGCUACAGUAUCGAUAAGUUUGAGAAGCUGAAGCCCAAAAUGGUGCAGGCUGUGGACGAUAUGCUUGCUCAUGACAUCCCCCAAUUGCUCAAAACUUUCAGGAACCCAUACGAACGCUGAGAGCAGGUAUCGCAUCGAGAGCAGUUUAUAACUACCAAUGAUUUCUAUUAUUUUUGAAACAGGGGCCAAUCUAUGGAUGGCUCAGAUUCCACCAUGUCCCACUGCGCCAUGUUAUUAUUAAAUUCGAACUUGUAACUAUAAGGUUGAGAUGUAGUGCUUUGGAUUCAUAUUCUGUGAUAUAUAAUCUUCGAUCAUUUUUUUUAAAAAAUUAAAAGUAA
This is a messenger RNA of Zingiber officinale, 1970 nucleotides long. Its product is annotated as EH domain-containing protein 1-like. Gene Ontology annotation, cellular component: intracellular membrane-bounded organelle; cytoplasm; plasma membrane. The record is from RefSeq and is a predicted model, not a curated record. Gene Ontology annotation, biological process: endocytosis; endosomal transport. The transcript has 16 exons. The coding region runs from base 121 to 1752 and encodes 543 amino acids. Gene Ontology annotation, molecular function: protein binding; calcium ion binding; GTP binding. Lineage: Eukaryota; Viridiplantae; Streptophyta; Magnoliopsida; Zingiberales; Zingiberaceae.